Physella acuta is the source of this 593-nucleotide messenger RNA. RefSeq lists its product as uncharacterized. NCBI's taxonomy places the organism in Eukaryota, Metazoa, Mollusca, Gastropoda, Physidae. The record is from RefSeq and is a predicted model, not a curated record.
UGGCACAGGUAAAUCAUUCCAUACUGCAGCACAGGUUUCAACAUAUUACAUUAACACUAUUCAAGUGAUCUCAAUAUAUUAAAAUGUUUGUCAGUCACAUAGUUUUUGUUGCCUGCUUUCUGGGCGUGUUGGUAUCUGCUCAAGCAGCUUUGGACGAGGACUCAGUCAAUGAUUUGGUCAAUAGCAUCGUUCCCGCUCUGCAAGAUAAGACUGAAGAUGCUCUGGACACACUGAACAGUGUGCUGGUAAACAGAAGACGAUCCCUCAAGAGACGCGGGUUCUGGGAUGAUGCCGCAGACUUUGCAAACGGUGCCCUCACUGGCUACCUGUACUACGGCAGACGAGAUGCGGACGCCGAUGCGUUUGAAGACAGACUGAAGAAAGCUGAAGACGCCGUUAACGUUCUGGCUAAGGCAUCCCAAAUAGCAAGGGAUGCGUUGGAUGCAGCAAAAAACGCAGCUAAUUGAUCGAAUACGAGUUAAUAACAGUUAAUUCUUUACAUAUUUUGGGCACCUGAAUAAAAAUAUUUGCUGUAGUAGAUGGUUUGUUGGAUGAAAUAAACGGUAACACAAAAUGAAAUGUGGACAAAUAGA